UUCCUCACUCCCCACUUUGACAACUGAAAAUGGCUUUCAGCUAUGCAAAAUUCCUUGUCCUCCUAGCCGCUGCAGCCACCAUGUUGGCAGCUAGCCAGGCGGCCACUGUUGUCGUGGGAGGGUCGGAGCACUGGCGCUAUGGCUUUAACUACACCGACUGGGCUCUUCGACAUGGCCCUUUUUACCAAAAUGAUAAACUAGUAUUCAAGUACGAUCCACCAAGCGAGAACAGCCCACCUCACACAGUGUACUUGCUGCCAAACCUGUGGAGCUUCAUAAAGUGCGAUUUCAGGAGUGCACGGUUGUUGGCAAAUGUGACAGAAGGAAGUGGUGAUGGCUUUGGCUUUGUGCUCACUAAUAAUUGGAGGCCGCUUUAUUUCGCUUGUGGAGAAAAUGAUGGCAAGAACUGCAAGGAGGGGAUGAUGAAGUUCUUCGCGGUACCUUUGCCUCGUCGCUCAUAAAUAUAUAUAUAUAUAUAUAUAGAUGAUGACACAGAAAAGAACAGGGAAGUGUAUACAUAGUCCUUACAUGUUAUAUAGUUUGGUGAAAUAACUGGAUCAUUUUGGCAUAUAUGACCAUGAUUGAUACUUCAAAUAAGUUAUUUUCAAUUAUUAUUAUUAUUUUUUUUUUCUGUUUUUUUCUUUCAUGUUCUUCAUUAUGUUGUUGUUGUUAGUGUUGUGAGAUGGCUAUGAUAAAUAAAAUGUUUUGUGUUUGAUUUGAAUUCUUUGCAUCUAUAUUUUUACGCUUAAUUGUAAUUGUAGAAGGAAAAAAAAAAUGGAGAA
Cornus florida is the source of this 782-nucleotide messenger RNA. RefSeq lists its product as uncharacterized. The record is from RefSeq and is a predicted model, not a curated record. NCBI's taxonomy places the organism in Eukaryota, Viridiplantae, Streptophyta, Magnoliopsida, Cornales, Cornaceae. The transcript is spliced from 2 exons. Gene Ontology annotation, molecular function: electron transfer activity. The coding region runs from base 30 to 461 and encodes 143 amino acids.